GACGACGACGACGACGAUAAAGACGAUAAGAAGAUCAAAAGUUAGGGGGGUAAAACGCGAGGGCACUUGAGGCCCCAUGUCGUUGUGAGCCACAGAGGACUGCCUUGGCAGGCAGAGCCUCCCUGUAUACGGGCAUGGAGUAUGGCAGUGGAGGGGGUGGCGGGGGCGGCGGCGGCGGCGGUGGUAGUAGUGGUCGUGUGGGUGUACAGCCACCGACUGCUGGCGCCAGGGGCAUUGUUGCUGGGACGGAUACAACUGACGCCGCGUGGCAUAAACACGAGCAAAUGAUGAUUAUGGAGUCAAGGCAUAAGCAGCAACUGAGCGGGAGGACGGUGACGGGCGGUGCGCCUCUUUACGGGCGACUGGUUGCCGAGGAGCCAUUGCCCGGGGCAGUCUGCGGGGCCGGCGCCGGGGGCGGCUCCGGGGUCAUGCCGCAGGAGACGCCCGCCGACAUUCACGCGAUGCAGGCACGGAUACCACACAGGUUUCGUGACCCGGCCACAGCGCCCCUCAGGAAACUCAGCGUCGACCUCAUCAAGACCUACAAACACAUCAACGAGGUAUAUUAUGCCAAAAAAAAGAGAAGAGCGCAACAGAUGCAAGGCGAGGACGGGUCACAUAAGAAGGAGAGGAAGCUGUACAAUGACGGUUGGGACGACGACAACCACGACUACAUUAUCAAGAAUGGGGAAAAGUUCCUCGAUCGAUACGAAAUCGAUUCUUUAAUAGGUAAAGGCAGCUUUGGUCAAGUAGUAAAAGCAUUUGAUCACGAAGAACAAACCCAGGUCGCAAUUAAAAUCAUCAAGAACAAAAAACCUUUCCUCAAUCAAGCGCAAAUCGAAGUUAGGUUAUUAGAAAUGAUGAAUAGAGCUGAUACCGACAACAAGUAUUAUAUAGUUAAACUCAAGAGGCAUUUCAUGUGGCGGAACCAUUUGUGUUUGGUAUUCGAGCUACUAUCGUACAACCUUUACGAUUUACUUAGAAAUACGAAUUUCCGAGGUGUAUCGUUAAAUUUGACAAGAAAAUUCGCACAGCAACUUUGUACUGCCCUUCUCUUUUUAUCUACGCCAGAAUUGAACAUCAUUCAUUGUGAUUUAAAGCCUGAAAAUAUCCUUUUGUGCAAUCCAAAGCGAAGCGCAAUAAAAAUUGUGGAUUUUGGUAGUUCGUGCCAACUUGGACAAAGAAUAUAUCAGUACAUACAAUCUAGGUUUUAUCGAUCACCUGAAGUGUUAUUAGGAAUACCAUAUGACCUCGCGAUAGAUAUGUGGAGUUUAGGUUGUAUUUUAGUUGAAAUGCAUACAGGCGAGCCUUUGUUCAGUGGAGCUAACGAGGUUGAUCAAAUGAACAAAAUCGUCGAAGUGCUAGGUAUGCCACCGAAGCAUAUAUUGGACCAAGCGCACAAAGCGCGGAAGUACUUUGAUAAGGUUCCCACGGAUGGCUCGUACGUAUUAAAGAAAUCCAAGGAGGGAAAGAAGUACAAGCUACCAGGUACAAGACGACUACAUGAUAUAUUAGGCGUUGAAACGGGUGGCCCAGGAGGUAGAAGGCACGGCGAGCCAGGACAUUCUAUCUCUGACUACCUCAAGUUUAAGGAUCUGAUAUUAAGAAUGCUAGACUUUGAUCCCAAGACACGAGUUACGCCUUACUAUGCGUUACAGCACAACUUUUUUAAAAGAACGGCUGACGAGGGGACCAACACAAAUAUCGCCGCUGCAAAUAGUGCCAACACCAGUCCGGCCGUUGUGUCAAUGAAUCAAGACCAUGGACUGGUUAGCAUGUCUGGACAGGGCAGCAGUAGCAGUGGUGGCGCCGUUAGCGUCAACAUUAGCGGGAGUGGCAGCGGCAAUAAUGGCGGUACAGGCAGCAGCUUGCUUCAUGCACCUCAAAGCCUUAGCUCCGGUUCGAGCUAUCAACCAAUGGAGUGCGAGUCCUCACCGCGACAUACCCUCGGAAUCAGCAGACGACCGACAGCCACCUCGAAUACGAGCAGCAGUGGCAACUCGAUAACAGCAUCCAUGGACGGUGGAAAUGGAAGCGGCAGCAGUAGCUCCCUUAUACAGAAUUCCCUUGGCUCGUAUAACAGCCUCAUCCUUCCUAACAUUCCCCAUCUGCCGGCGGCGAUGAUGGGCUCGCCAAUGUCCGGCAUCCAUCACCACCAGCAGCCCAGCUUUUACAACUACGCGGGCUAUGGCAGUGGGUCCGAAGGCCACAGGCAAGUGGUCGUGCCGUCGCAAGUGGUAGUGACCGGUGGUAAGCAGCGCGGCGACGCCGAAAGGGAGGACAGUCCGAUGGUGGGUGUGUGCGUGCAGCAGAGCCCCGUAGCCAUUCAUUGAUCAUUGUCGUCCAAUGGUUUCAUGGGCUCCUCGCCUCGCCGACACGAUAGACGCCUAUACGGGCAGAAGAUGGGCCGUGAUAUACAUUGACGGUUCGUGCUGCUUACUUCAGUCUUCUUUGGAUUCUUGAUCAUCCCUUGGCUACUACGCUUGUGCGACGUUUUUAUUUUAAAGGAUUCUCGUUUGCCUUUUUCCUUUCGAGUGUUCGUUUUGAUUGUUCUAGGAGUUUCAAUGAGAAUUUUGAAGUCUCAUUUUACUCCCGAGCUUUCAGUUUCGUUUCGAUUGUUUAAUGUUGAUGGUUUGCUAGAAUUCUUUUCGCUGCCUCGGCCAAGGAGAGACACUUUUAUUAAACGUGCAAUGUCUCGAGUUUUCUAUGGAUCUGUAUUGCAGUGAAAUGCAUAAAUACUUACAAGGAACAAUUGUAUGGUUCUUUUAGUAAGUUACAGAUUUGUCAAAAUUACACAAAUUUGAAUAAAGUGCAAAAAGUAUGGGGAUGGUACUCAAUGUAGUCUCAGAAAGUUUCAAUUCUGCUUACCUACGAAACAAUAAUUUUGCUCGAAAAAAGUUACCAAUUAUGUUAUAAAACAAUAAUUCCAAAUAUUUAAACCUUCGUCGGCACAUAAAAAAAAAAAAAAAAAAUUCAAAUACCGAUAAAUUAGGCAGACCUCUUGAUCAGCCCACAGGAAAGAAGCCUCUUGAUCUUCGUUUUCUUACCUCACGACGCUGCAUUGACUUUUAAAUAAAAACUCAUCGUAAGAAGAGAGACAAAUGUGCGUGCGUGACCGCCUCGAUCGAAAGCAAUAAGUGCAAAUAUGCCUAUACGUGCAAAAAAUGGAAAAUAAGAAGAAGCGAAAAGGCUGACAAUCACGACAACGAAAGAUCUAACUGAAGAAAA
Messenger RNA from Ceratosolen solmsi marchali, 3228 nucleotides. It is a transcript of the gene mnb, whose product is annotated as minibrain. Gene Ontology annotation, biological process: peptidyl-threonine phosphorylation; peptidyl-serine phosphorylation; protein autophosphorylation. The record is from RefSeq and is a predicted model, not a curated record. Lineage: Eukaryota; Metazoa; Arthropoda; Insecta; Hymenoptera; Agaonidae. The transcript has 9 exons. Gene Ontology annotation, molecular function: protein serine/threonine kinase activity; protein serine/threonine/tyrosine kinase activity; ATP binding. The coding region runs from base 135 to 2333 and encodes 732 amino acids.